Messenger RNA from Tetranychus urticae (two-spotted spider mite), 1569 nucleotides. RefSeq lists its product as uncharacterized. The record is from RefSeq and is a predicted model, not a curated record. Lineage: Eukaryota; Metazoa; Arthropoda; Arachnida; Trombidiformes; Tetranychidae.
UCAAUUGUCCUCUCAUAUUUGUUAAUUACUAUUUUGACGAGAAGAAAUACCAUUUUAAUUUGUAAAUCACAUUUCAUCUCCAUCUGUCUUGCCAUCAUCCCUGAUUUAACUUCUCUGUCCAAUAAAUCUAUCUCUUUAUCAACCAAGCAAUGCUUUCUCGACUCUCCAAAAUUCAAAUUGUUACUCUUGUAUUGUGUAUGAUUGUGUAUAUUGGCAAUUCCAGUGAUCGAGGAAAAAGAAGAGUCGGUGGUGGUGUCGGUGGCGGUGGUGGAAAUGGCCUAUCAUUACCUUUUCCUUUACCCUUUGGUCUUGGCGCUCACAACAUGAGGAACCCGGCUUAUCCAUUCUUUCCAAACUCCGUCUCUGACUGUCCAACUGGCGAUGGCAAUCGAACUGGUAUUUGUGUACCAAAUUCAUUUGAAUGUCGACGCCGAGGUGGUCGAGCAUUAGGAAAUUGUUAUGCUACACCAAUCAGUGGCUCUGGCGGUAACCAAAGACCCGACAAUAGUGGAAUAGGUUUUGGUUCAGGCUACAAUCCUGGUAUUCCCGUUGGUGUUUGUUGUUUCCUUCAAGUAACAUGUGGUGGAUCAAUCCUUUACAAUGGUACUUAUUUUCGCAAUCCAAAUGCUCCAUCGCCUUAUACUGAUUCGAGGCCUUGUUCAGCCCAGAUUAGUAACCUUAAACCAGAUAUCUGUCAACUUAGGUUAGACUUUUUAAUCUUCAGUUUAGCCCAACCAACGCAAGGUGAAUGCGAUAAGGAUAGAUUUGUUGUUAACGGACAAAUCCAAAAUGAUGUUAUUCCUCCAAUGUGUGGGGUUAACUCUGGCCAACAUAUAUAUAUUGAUGUUGCUGGUACUUCGGGGCCUGUGAGUUUAAAUUUCAUUACAACUGGCCACCGGAGUAGACAAUUUGAUGUCAGAGUUACCCAAAUACAAUGUCACUCUCCGUAUAGAGCCCCUGCUCAUUGUUUACAGUAUCAUUAUGAUGUUGUUGGUCGUAUAAUGUCGUUAAAUUUUGACCUUUAUAAUGAUGGAAACACUUAUUUCAAUAAUCUGGAUUAUACUAUUUGUUUUCGCAAAGAACCAGGAUUUUGUACAAUGACUUAUUCCGUUCCUUCUGAACGUGAUCCAGAUGAAGAACCAGAGAUCACCAAGCCUCAAAGGCCUGGCUCUGUCUUCCGUUACUUUGAAAUUCAACCAGAAUCUAAAACAUCUGAAGCUCCUGGAGCCGGUAUUGUUAAAUGUCCCUCGGAUUAUUUAAUGCUUGGUGGUAUAAGAUUUUGUGGUGGAAGACUUAAUGCUAAUGUUUUCUCUAAUAAUCCCUCCGGGGAUACUGAAGUAACAGAUAAUAGCACUGGCCCCAUCUUUGCGAGGUUUGUUAGUGACGGGAAAGAAGUUAAGAGAGGAUUUUUCCUGAGUUAUCGAAUGAACCCAUGCUUUAUUGGCGGAUAAAAUUAAGAAAUUAACUUAUCAAUUUUAAAGUUUAUUUUCCACGGAACAAAGGACACAAUUUAAUGGCAAUUGAUUGAAACCAUUCAAAUUAAAGUAUAUUUUGAUGUAACAAGUGAUA